This is a messenger RNA of Drechmeria coniospora, 2145 nucleotides long. RefSeq lists its product as uncharacterized. Gene Ontology annotation, cellular component: nucleus. Gene Ontology annotation, molecular function: DNA binding; zinc ion binding. Gene Ontology annotation, biological process: DNA-templated transcription. Bases 1 to 2145 code for a protein of 714 amino acids. The transcript has 3 exons. Lineage: Eukaryota; Fungi; Ascomycota; Sordariomycetes; Hypocreales; Ophiocordycipitaceae. The record is from RefSeq and is a predicted model, not a curated record.
AUGGACGCACCAUCGUUGCACCUCCCGCACCCGCAUUCACACAGCCAACACCACCGCCAGGUCCCGAGCAACUACAACCACCACCACGAUAACUACCACAAUCACAGCCCUCCCGACGACGACGCCAGCGCCAACGCCAACGCCACCCCAUCCUCUGCCACUGCUGCGCCCUCCUCGCCACUCUCGAGCGCGGCGACGUCUCGCUCUCCCGUCGCCGUGUCGCAUCCGCUUCCCGACGACGCCGCCAAGCACCAGCAGGAGCUUGAAGGCCCUCACGGCCAUCGGCAGCAGGAGCGGCGGCAUGCCGAAAGCUUGCUCAAUGGCGAAAACGAUGACGUCGACGAUAUCGACGACCGUGGCCAUUCCCUGAAGAAGCAGAAGCGCAACAAGCCCACCUUGUCUUGCCGCGAUGUGAUCGAGGCAGGCCCAACUGUCUCGCCUGCAUCAGAAGACAAUCCGAUUGCAAAUAUGCUCACGUGGCCAAUCUUCUCGAGUACGUCUUGUGCCGACGAGCCUAACCCCUCCAGAUACGAGCUUGAAUGCACGCCCAAGGUCAUCGGACUGACAUCUCGCCCUAUUUUCACUUGCAGGGAGAGGUCUCGUUCCGUCGUCAACGCCCGCCGCAUGACGAAGCCACCCAGGCCACCCUCCGCGUACGGCAACCUGUCGACACCCAACAUUGCCGAUCGGGGAGCCAUCAUCGACCACGAUGCCUCGUCCCGUGGCGCCGUCGCCCUCUCCAUCGGCCUGCUCUCCAAUGUGCCCUACUCCGUCACGGGCGCCAGCAACGUCUUCGGCAUCGGAUCGGAGCACCCCUUUGCCAACUACUGGACCUGCGACGGCGGCCUGGCCGAGGUCAUCCUAGUCCUCCCCGACAAGAUCCAGGCGGACAUCUUGCUGGCCCGAUACUUUGAAUGCGUCGAUCCCGUCUACCCGAUGAUCCAUCGUCAAACAUUUUACGCCGACUAUGAGCACUUCUGGCAGCUUGCGAGGCCCGACAGGAACGAGGCGGAUGCGUCCUUUGUCGGCCUCAUGCUCGUCAUGCUCGCCCUCGGCACCCAGUUUGUCACGACGACAACGCCCAAGGAGCGGAAGCAAACGGCCGAGUUUUACGCCUCAGCCAGCAACCAGGCCCUCCGCAUGUCGUCGUACCUCAGCACCGCCUCGCUCUGUUCCAUCCAGGCCAUGGUCCUCAUGACCUACUUCCUCAUCAACGACAACCACGCAUCUGAUGGCUGGGCCUUUGCCGGCAUCCUUAUCCGACAGGCCUAUGCCAUGGGACUGCACCGCGACCCCAACAUUGGUACGUGCGCCCUGCUCUUGCCUCGCCCCGAACUCGACGCCCUCGCUGACCGUCCCCCGUCAGUGACGCCCACGGCAAACCCGUUCGAGAAACAGCAGAGGCGAAAGGUUUGGCAGGCCGUGUUGCUUCAAGACACCUUCAUGUGCGUUUUGCUGUCCUUGCCUCCGUCGGCGACCCAUACGGAUGUGUCCGUCGACGACUUGCUCGACGACAGCUCGUCCAUUGCCAGCAGCGACCCGACGGACACGGCCUACAUCCGCGCCUCGUGGAUGCUCGCCAGCCUUGUCCAAGAGAGGAUUUGCUCGCCCCGAUCCCUCGAUCUUCCCAUUUGCACGACACCGAGGCACAAGUCGCGGCUCGUUGCCGACUUCCGCGCCGUCUACCGCUCCUUUCCCGACGUGUUCCGAUCGUGGGAUACCUACAGCCUUACGCGCCUGGCUGCGACGAACAAGCGGGUCGUCCGGCAGACGCUGUUCCUCACGAGCAACUAUUUUCACAACCUUAUGCUCGUGCACGCGUCCGAGUGCCCUGAUGUCCCCGUCAACAUUCGAGGGACACUCGAGGCGGCCCACGACGCUAUCAGCGCCUUCUUCCUGCUCUUCACCCUGCUCGAGGCCGAGGCGCGCGUCUGGUGGGUGUUUCAGCAUCGUGCCUUCCUCGAGGCGCUGUGCAUCGGAAACGUGCUGCGCGAGGCCGUUAAGGAAUCCGGCGGCGAGGAUGUGUUUCAGCGGGAGCCGCUCUUCAUGCGGGCGCGCGCCGACAUCCGUACGUGGCAUGAACCCGAUACAUCGGCCGUGCUCGCCCUCCCCAUUUCUCCCACUUUCUUUCUCCUUGUCAGGUGA